AUGAGUACGAAGUCGGAAAUUCCACGAAAUUUCAUUCACGGUGAUAACGCAGCAGUGGUUACUUUUGUCACCAACGGAGUCAGUCGUACAGACAGUCUGGAUGGAGUAGCCAGCCUCAAUGGAACCUUGGAUCUCGAUUCUCCCACUCUUACCGAUCGUAGACGCCUGUCCACUCAUCGUAUUAGUCUAGAAGUACCGGAUUCAUCUGAUCAGGGAGUGAUCAGUCCCAGCAAAAGAUUUGAAAAAGUCUCCAUGAGUGAGUUAAAACAAGCGCUUCCCAGUCAGUCCUCCGUUCUGGGAAAAGUUAUGUUCGUACAAUCUCGUUGUGCUGUGAUGAACUCUGGGCUUUGUGAUGGGCACUUGCAACCUGAUAUAGGGGAUGCUGCCCUCACCGAAACUGUGACCAAUACCCCUAACAAGGAAAGUAUUCGUGCAUCAGCUCGAACGGAAAAAGUGACUUUGUUGGAGCGACUCCUAGGGUGCAUUCGGCCGCUUACGAUUUGGUGGACUAAACCAGAGGAAGCCAAUUCGCUCAGUUCAGGUAGAUUUGAUCAACAAAUUUAUAUGCCGGCCCGCUUUCUGUAUUUCAUCUCCCAAAAUUUUGAUGUUAUUAUUUGA
Messenger RNA from Echinostoma caproni, 618 nucleotides. The record is from the annotation of a GenBank genome assembly. Lineage: Eukaryota; Metazoa; Platyhelminthes; Trematoda; Plagiorchiida; Echinostomatidae.